Lasiodiplodia theobromae is the source of this 2388-nucleotide messenger RNA. Its product is annotated as Glucan endo-1,3-alpha-glucosidase agn1. The transcript is spliced from 10 exons. Lineage: Eukaryota; Fungi; Ascomycota; Dothideomycetes; Botryosphaeriales; Botryosphaeriaceae. The coding region runs from base 1 to 2388 and encodes 795 amino acids. Gene Ontology annotation, molecular function: glucan endo-1,3-alpha-glucosidase activity; metallopeptidase activity. The record is from RefSeq and is a predicted model, not a curated record.
AUGGCUCUCAAUCGCGGCUUCAUGGCCACGUUGGUAUCCUUUCUUGUCCUCACUAUCGCAAACUUGGGAGUGGCCAAGGCCGUAACCAGGGGUGUCUUUGCCCACUACAUGGUCGGAAACGUGUAUGAAGACCAUGCUCACCAAGACAUCAAAGAUGCUUCGGCCAUGGGCCUUGACGGAUUCGCCCUGAACAUUGGCGACCCCUCUCAAUCUUUCGUACGCCAGACGCUGAACUACAUGUUCGACUACGCCCGCGACAACUACCCCGACUUCAAACUCUUCAUCAGCAUGGAUCUGUGGGCCGCCGGCUCCGCUAAGAAGGGCUUAGAUGACUUCGACGGUCUUCUCAGGGACUAUAUGGGUCAUGGCGCUUACUACAAAGGCCCAAAUGGGUAUCCCUUUGUUAGCACCUUUGCCGACGGAGGUCUCCAUAACACGACAUGGAUGGAUUGGCGGAACAAGUGGGCAAAUGAAAUUUACUUCGUCCCCGACUUUGACGGCACAGAGGGCUACUACCUAUCUGACCCCGCCUGGUGGGAGUACUGGGGAGACGUUGUCGACGGCAUCUUCAGCUGGGAAUCCACUUGGCCUCUACGAGGCAGCACUCAGACAUCUUACUGGAAAAACGAAUCAUGGGUUAGGGAAGGCGCCUUCUCGCACGAAAAGGCAUACAUGAUGGGCUUGAGCAUGCUGCAAUACAAGAACUCGUACGAGACGAAUCUAUACCGGGCUGGCGAGGACAACCUCUCCUGGAGACUUUUCAACCUUCAGCAAAUGUCCCCGGCGCCGGAGUAUAUUGAGAUCCUUACAUGGAAUGACGGUCCUGAAAGCCAUUACAUCGGCAACAUCUGGCCCGAGCAGAACAACGAAACUGCCCCCACCAGAUAUGCCACGCAGGCCAACUUCCCCCACGACGGUAUUCGCCCCUUGCUUGCCUCCUUUAUCAGCUCUUACAAGGCUGGAAAGGAAGUCAUGGAACCUCCGACUGGCUACGAUGCGGUUGGUGCGCUAUGGUAUAAGUCUAUCCAUUCGAGCACCGUGUGCCCCGAUACAGACGAUCUUACUAGCAAGAAACCGGAUGGCUACUCAGCCGCCUCCGAUGUCCUUACAUGGGCCGUCAUCGUCAGCUCAAUCGGAGGUCCCUACAGCAUUCGCGGCUUCAGUGGCGGGCAAGAAUUGCAGACGUUCUACCUGACGCCUGGCUACAACUUCGGCACCUUUUCGUCGCUGCAAGAAGGCGACCAGCGCAUGGAGCUCCUCGACGGCACCGGAAAGGUCAUCAUGGUGGCAUCAGGCGGCCGCUGCGUGACUUCUACCUGCCCGGACGGCAUCUACAACCUGAACCCGCAGAUCCUCGAGCUCACCAUGGACACGUCGGAGAAGACGUGCACCGAGCCUAUUACUGACAUAUAUCCUCCAAUAUCCACGACAGCAAAAUACGGAACGAGAUUGUUCGGUUUCACUGAUUGUUUACCGGGGUACAAGAAGGAUAUCGAACGGGCCUACGAUGACUUCCAUCGGUUGACUUCCCAGAAAGGCGUGGGCGAAAAUAUUGACUGGACUAGCGCCGCCGCGCUCGAAUUUUUGGCACCUCCCCUGGAGAACGAGGAUCAGCAAGCGCAGAUCCAAGAUGUAUUUGCCAAAGCCUCCACCAUCUACCCAGGGUUCUAUUUCAACCCGUGGCAGAAUUGGAUCAAGGUCCGCUGCGAUGACCCAUUCAAUAAAUGCCCCAUCAUCUGUAACCAGAAGGAUUAUGGCACGUUGAACGCCUAUGCGUCAAACAAUGACGUCGAUGAAAUUGACUACCCAAUGGUCAAUUUCUGUCCGCGAUUCUUCACUCUGCCCGGCUUGGACCAGGUCGUGGAAUCGGCCUCAGGGUUGACAAAGUACAAGUACAAUAUGGACAAAUAUGCGAACCAAGCGCACACCCUACUUCAUGAGUUCCUCCACCUCCACCUCGUCGCCGAUACAGAAAACAAUACACCAAACCCAGACAUCUAUGACUUGAAAAUCAAGUGGCGGGGAUACAAUAAGGACGCCGACAACCUUGCUUUCUUCGCUCUGGCGGAAUGGGUUCGUUCUAAGAAAGGAUACUAUCCAUACAUCCCUGUGAUAAGGAAGCAGGAGCUCACUCGGGAUCCAACGGUUCCUUCGGGAAGGGUCGCCUACGACACGCAGGACGGCGACCUUGUCAUUAGCAGCGAUGAGGAGAUCAGUCCCUUCGACCAGUGCUCCAGCUAUGCAGACCUCGCUGCAGACGGCACUGAAAUUACUCGCGAGAGCCUCAACCUGACCGCCUUGAUUGAUCUUAGCGCCUACCCGACUGCCUACCAGGAGGAGCUUGCUGAGUUUCUAGAGAUGUACGACGCUCUGGGGGAUGACGAAUGA